Magallana angulata is the source of this 2187-nucleotide messenger RNA. RefSeq lists its product as uncharacterized. The coding region runs from base 70 to 597 and encodes 175 amino acids. Lineage: Eukaryota; Metazoa; Mollusca; Bivalvia; Ostreida; Ostreidae. The record is from RefSeq and is a predicted model, not a curated record. The transcript has 5 exons.
GGACGAAUAUUGAUCAAUAAAUAUAAUCUUUCAUUCAGUGCCCCUUAAAACUAACUUAAUUAAACAGAUAUGCAUUUUUCAUGUACAUUAAAAGGAAUCAUAACGAUCGGGACAUCAUCAUCUAGCAGUGCAUUUGGUUCGGUUUUGAAAGAAAGUGUGAAAAUUGUUGACAACUGUCCUGACAGUAAAGAAAAAUGGAGAGAAGCUGCAGAUAAAAUGAAGUGCGCCGAGUUUGCUGGAAAUCGCAGAAACCCUGAAAAGUUCGUUUAUCACUGCAUUAUCAACUCUUUUGUAAACCAAACACAAGAAGUAUGUGCUAAAAAUGUACUGAUAUUUGAAGGUUCUUGUGCAGAGUAUAGUGCCAGCGCCAACAAAAUCCAGGGGAGCCAUCAUGCAAAAUGUACGAAUUUCUCUCCCCCAUGUCCUGAUGUAUAUAAUUCAACACAAGCUUACAAAUACCCAGGAUGCUUUACUUUGACGAACAAGAAUCAAACAAAAAGGACAGGAGAAAAUGCUAGUGCAGAGCUGAAACCAAUCUUUCAUGUUAUUUUAUGUUUAAUGACUAUUGCCUUAGUCGUCAACCGUUUUAUGAAUUAAGUUUUAUUUCCAACUUUACAACUUUCAAUUUUAUAAAUUUUAUCCAAAGAUGCUUGUACAGAACAUUAAAAAAAAGUAAUGCCCAUAUAUCUGAACAGUUUCAUCGACCUACAUUCAAAAGUAUAAAAAAAAGAUUUCUCUAUUUAAAGGGGCAUGGUCACGAUUUUGGUCAAAAAUUAUUUUUCCGAUUUAAUUGUUAACAAUGCUUCGGCAAGGCAUUUUUGAUAAGCAGCUAAAAUAUGAGUGUCAUUUGUUGAGUCAUAAGCAAGUUACAUAGCUCACAAUUAUUUGCUAUGUAAACAAAGCUUUUGUUUACAUUUUGAACGUUGAAGAGAAAAUUCCAGGUUUAGGCCUAAAAUAAAUGUUUUAAACGUUAGGAACUGUUUAUUUAUGCUUAAAAUGAAUAAGAAGAUAGAUAUAUCAGGUUAAAAAAGAUUGUUUAGUGGUAUAUUGAACAUAUGUAAACAAAAACAGGGCACGAGCCUUGUUUACGUGACAAAAACUUGUGGGCACUGUAUCUUGCUUUUAACUUUACAACCGACUCUAUAAUUUUGGGUAAUCAUUACAAAUGCAUUCCUAAAGCAUUGCAAAUAAUAAAAACAGAAAAUAAAUUUUGACCAAAAUCGUGACCAUGCCCCUUUAAACGUCUCUUGUUGGUUUCAAUACAUGGCAUAAAAGAAAAUACCUACUGGGAUUUCGCGUUGAAAUACGAACGGAUAGAAAAAAAACCACGGAUAGAAAAAAUAUCGGCCGCUAUAAUGCGGUUGGUCAUAUGACGUAAAAUGAAAAAAAAAGAGCUGUGUAUUAUUGCGGAUCUAUUAUAAAAAUGCCUUUGUGGGAGAUAACCUGUAUUUGGACGAAAACAAUCAUGCACAUUUUGUAUUAAAACGUAGUACAAAAGUUUAUCUAGUAAAUAAAUAAUAACAUUGAAUUUCUUUGCAUUUAAUCAUCAAAAUCAAAAUUAAAAAAAAUGAAACUGAAAGAGAAAAUGAUUAUUUUUAUAUGUUAGUAUUUGGAAUCAGCUGACGAACAUAAAUGUUUUUCGUUAGUAAACAAGUGUUACAGUUGUUGAGUUUUAAAAUUUUAUUAAUAAUUUUGAAUAUUUUUUCCUAAUCUUUAAAAUCGUUUCAUGUUUUAUUCACUUACAUUGCCGUAUGCCUGUUUACAUAUAUCUGUUAACAACUAAGACCAUCUGAAUGUGAAUCAAGUAUCAUUUAAAAUAUUUAAUAAAACAAAUGGAUGAACAGUUCAUUGACUUUUGAACCAAUUUUUUCUUGCAAAUAGCUUAAAGAUAUCCUUUUUUGUUAAUGUGGCUUUCUUCAGGAAAAAACAGGUGACAUAUCAAGGAAGAAAAUUUUGUAUGUUUAUUUCUCGGCUGACUAUGGUUAGACACUUUGACACCGAAACAUUAUUCAUUUUAAUUGACAUUUCCUUUCCACUACAAAUACAGAGUGAAUGCAAAUUUUUGAAAGAAAAUUUUAUCUAGUCGUUCGUUUUUUGACUUUAACCUACCAUGUGAUAUUUACAUUAUUAAAUAUAUCUCGAUUUGAAAAGCAAUGCAUUGCAAAUUUGCAUAGAAACCUUACCCUA